UGAAGUUACGAAUAAUAUUCAGUUUCAAGAGCAGUGCGAGGGUGCUCGUUCUCUAUCAGCGAAUGAAAUACAAAUCCAGAACCAGUCACAUUCGCGGAUUUCCAAUUUCCGCUUUACAGUAUCACUGAAUAAUACUGAGAAUAAGAUCUGAUGUUAAAUGUAGAUGCAUGAGUCAUAGACUGAUUAACUCACCGCCAGUAAUAAUCUGAAAGAGCCACAUAAUAGACAUUUCAUAGAAUACGUCAAUAUGGCUUGUACAGCAGAAUGUUGGUCUCGUGUACCCAGUGUUUUUUUCUUGGAAAUUUAUAGCGCUUGCGCACUGAGCCCACAUCUCCGCCUAAAAACACCUCUGAAGCCCUAGAAUUUGUUUAUUAAGCCCAUUUGGACUCUGUUGAAAUUGGAACCUAACUCGUCGAACCCUCAUUUGUUCUGAUGAGAAUAAGAUGACAGGUCCGUUAACAUUUAAGACAAAGGUUUGCAGGUGAUCUCUCAUUAGCAAAACAUCAGUGCAUUUGUACACAGAUAUCGAUUGAAUUUUUACACUUGCCUGAGACGUAAAGAGCAAAACCAGGCAACAUAUCCACGAUAUACUAAUUGCUAGAUUUUUCAGGAAACAUUUAAUAAACAAGGCUCUAAUUUACAGAUGAAACGUGAGACAACUGUUGUAAGCGGAGACAAGCAAUUUGAAACUUGAAAUAUCUUGUUUCUUAUAACGACUUUAUGAAAAUUGAAAUUAACUAUAACUGCUGGAUGUGUUAAGAAGGGGCGUGCAUGCUCAUUCAUCGCCGAUUUGAAACCGCGUUUGAUUAAAAAAUUUCCUGGAACGAAGCUUUUUAAACAUUUUCCGGCGAAUACUUCUUCAAUGGAGUUAUGAUCAAGUCGAAAACAUGCUCAGGAACAUGUUUCGAAUUCGUUGUUUUUAGCCUACGUCAGACAAUCCACUAGUCAACAGGAAUUAUUUAAAUCUAGAAAAUUUAAAAGCACCGUUAGGAUUGAAAACAUACGAGUUCAUGGGAAAUACUCACGGCUUUCGCGAGGUGCUGCUCUACCAGCCCACGAGUACGGAAUAUGAAAACUUAAGAUCAUGGCACGUUUCAAAUUGUGUGCUCAACGCUUUCCUAACCAUUACCGCUAUCGUCUUAAACGGCAUCACAAUCCAAGCGAUACGAAGAACUUCGUCAUUGCCACAACCCCUUAAAACAUUGCUUCUUAGUCUUGCUGUUUCCGAUCUUGGUGUUGGUUUACUUGGCGAACCUUUCUACGUUGGAAUACUCGUCAAAUGGUUGCAACGAAACAACACGACUGGUACUUUUUACACCGCGUUUCGCUUUACCUUGUAUUUAUUUUCUGCCGCUUCAUUUUUGGGAGUCAUGGCUCUGAGCGGGGACAGAUUCCUUGCUGUGCACCUCCAUCUCAGAUACCAGGAACUUGUGACUCACAAGCGAGUUGUUGCUGUGGUAAUCACAAUGUGGGUGUUCAGUGCAUUUUUUUCCUUACUUUACUUGUGGGUCUCCACGAAUAUUUCUCACAUAGUGUUUGCCAUCAGUGGAGUAGCUUGCCUCGUAGUCUCAGGGAUGCUUUAUUUCAAGAUUUAUUUUGCUGUACGGCGCCAUAGAAAUCAAAUUCAAGCCCUACAGGUACACCAAGUAGCACAGAUUGGCCAAAUAGCAAAUGCUGCUAAGCUGAGAAAAUCUGCAGUGGGUAUAUUUUACGUUUAUCUAGUGUUUUUGCUUUGUUAUCUCCCGCAGAUAUGCAAUUUUGUUGUCGUUGCAAUCUGCGACUUAAGUGCCGGCGUAAAAGUUUUUUCCAUGUUUUCAAUCACCUUGUUAUUUCUCAAUUCAUCGUUAAACCCUGUUAUUUACUGCUGGAAGAUGAGACACAUUCGACGCGCUGUCUUGGACAUGCUGCGAAAUGUCAUUCCAAACUGAUCACAGCUGGGUAAAGGCCUAACAUGCGAUUGUGGGUCUGUUGUCCGUUUUGAUUGGGGAAUAAUUUUCUUCGAAACUGGCUUGAAAAAGGCAUGAACACAGAUGCUAUUAAACUUUGCAGUGCAUUUUUCCGCAUGUAUUUUUUACAACUGCUAUGAUUCCCUGCAUGCAGAUCUCAUAAAGGCAACUGGCCAUUGUGUGUUCAACGCUUUCUAAGCCAUCGCCGCCAUCAUCUUGAACGGCAUCACAAUACAGGUGCUAGGAAAAACUUCCUCGUUACCAAGGCCUCUGAAAACAUUAAUUGCAUCUGGGUCUUACUGUCUCUGAUCUUGGUGUUGGUUUUCUUGUCGAGCCUUUCUACUUUGGGCUACCCGUCGAGUAGUUACAGCGAGACAAUUCAACUGAUGCUACAUGCACCACGUUUUACUUGAAUAUGGGCCUUUUUUCUGCAGCGUCAUUUUCAGCGAGUGAUAGCGUAGCCAGAAUGAGUUAUAGCAGUUAGUUGCGGAGGAAACACUUCACUCGUUCGGUCAGCAGUCGUUCGAUGGAUCGUAAACAAUUUUUUUAAUUCAUAACAGUUAGGUUAAAACAGCCGAUUGAUUGAUUAUUACCGCGGGCUUAAAUGAUUCGCACAGCGAGCUAUAGCGAGCGACUACAGAUUCAAAUGGCUGUUGUUUUCUGCUGGAAAUCACUCAAUUUGCUCACGAAAUGACUGUUUUACUGGCCAUGUUAUCUAUUCAUGGAUAUUUUGGAUGCUGGAUGGGUUUUUCUUUCUCACUUUCCACUGAGGUCAGGAGAUCG
Molecule: messenger RNA, 2729 nt
Organism: Orbicella faveolata
Lineage: Eukaryota; Metazoa; Cnidaria; Anthozoa; Scleractinia; Merulinidae
Product: melanocortin receptor 3-like
Biological process (GO): G protein-coupled receptor signaling pathway
Cellular component (GO): membrane
Molecular function (GO): G protein-coupled receptor activity
Source: RefSeq, a predicted model, not a curated record